Messenger RNA from Arthroderma uncinatum, 756 nucleotides. Its product is annotated as exosome subunit Csl4. Gene Ontology annotation, biological process: RNA processing. NCBI's taxonomy places the organism in Eukaryota, Fungi, Ascomycota, Eurotiomycetes, Onygenales, Arthrodermataceae. Bases 1 to 756 code for a protein of 251 amino acids. Gene Ontology annotation, molecular function: RNA binding. The record is from RefSeq and is a predicted model, not a curated record. Gene Ontology annotation, cellular component: cytoplasm; nuclear exosome (RNase complex). The transcript has a single exon.
AUGGCCGCCAAAGUCCCCUCAAUUGCCGUCCCGGGCCUUUGUCUAGGUGAUCUCUCAACAUACACAUCCGGCCCAGGAACAUACGUUCGCGACUCGUCCAUCUGCGCCUCCAUUGCAGGCCCAGUAAUCCUCAGAGAUGACGAUAAAGAAUCAGACCCAAAGCGCAAACCCCGCAAAAUCCUCACAGUAUCAAGAUCCCCAAGAACCGAAACCUCCCACUUAAACGGAACGCAGCCCGUCUCCAGCGCCCGAUCCAAAUCAUCUUUAAAAUUCAACACCUUACCAGCCGUUGACUCCAUCGUUCUUGCACGAGUCACCCGUGUCCAAAAGCGUCAAGCCACAAUCUCCAUCCUAAUGGUCGUAGACGACCAAAACAACGACCUGAUCGACCAAGAUAUGCGCACAAUCCUCUCUUCAGCACCCAUAAUUACCACCGCUGGCACAGAUAGUGCAAACACAAGUAAUACCGCCGACGACCUACGGUUCCAAGCCAUCAUUCGGAAAGAAGAUGUUCGCGCCGUUGAAAAGGACCGCGUCGUGAUGGAGGAUAUGUUUCGGGUUGGAGACAUUGUGCGCGCAUACGUUAUAUCCGUCGGUGAUCAGAGUUCAUACUAUUGCUCUACAGCUAGGAAUGAGCUGGGCGUCGUCAUGGCUAGGAGCGAGGGAGGGAAUAUGAUGUUUCCUGUUAGUUGGAAGGAGAUGAGGGAUCCCGUUAGUGGGUUGGGAGAGGCCAGGAAGGUCGCGAAGCCAUUUUGA